AUGAGACCAUUCCUUUCACUUGCUUCUCGGCUUCGACCCUUGGCGGGCGCAAUCCAAACUGCAAGAGGAUCGUAUCUGACGUCGCGACUUUAUUCCAGCGCAACCUCCGGUGGAGAUAGGCCUUUGCCUCUCGCUGGAAUUACCGUGGUAAGUCUCGAGCAAGCUAUUGCUGCGCCAUUUUGCACGCGACAACUUGCCGAUCUUGGAGCUCGGGUCAUCAAGAUUGAACGGCCAGGCGUUGGAGACUUUGCACGACAUUAUGACACGCGAGUAGGGGGUCUAGCAUCACAUUUUGUAUGGACAAACCGGUCCAAAGAGAGUUUAGCUCUGGACCUCAAACACAAGAAGGACCAUGCCGUCCUCGUGAAGCUCCUUGAGAAGGCAGAUGUUCUCGUUCAGAAUCUGGCUCCCGGUGCCAGUGCGCGACUGGGGCUCUCUCAUGAGGCAUUGAAAGAGAAACACCCUGGCCUUAUUGUGUGCGAUAUCUCUGGGUAUGGGCAAGAUGGUCCAUAUCGCGACAAGAAAGCCUACGACCUUCUCAUUCAGAGUGAGGCGGGAAUGCUGUCCGUCACGGGCACUGGGAAAGAGCCGGUAAAGGUUGGUAUCUCCAUCGCUGAUAUUGCGGCGGGGAUGUACGCCUACAGUAACAUUCUUUCGGCACUACUGCAGCGUGGGAAAGAUGGCCAGGGCUGCCAGAUUGACAUCUCCAUGCUAGAAAGUAUGGUGGAAUGGAUGGGGUUCCCCAUGUACUAUGCAUUCGAUAAUGCUCCUGGUCCGGCACCAGCAGGUGCAUCGCAUGCGGCUAUCUACCCUUAUGGACCGUUCGAAGCUGGUGAUCGCCAAUCGGUUAUGUUAGGCAUUCAGAAUGAACGGGAAUGGGUCAAUUUCUGCAACGUCGUCCUCUCACAACCAGAUCUAGCCACGGAUCCUAGGUUUUCGAGUAACUCGCAGCGAACACAAAAUCGAGAUGAGCUCAAAUCUAUCAUUCACGGUGUGUUCUCAAAGUUUACGACAGAUGAAACAAUAACUCGUUUAGACGAAGCGUCAAUUGCCAAUGCUAGUGUGAAUGAUAUGAAAAAUGUCUGGGACCAUGCCCAGCUCCAAGCGCGAGAUCGAUGGACCAAGGUUCAAACUCCUGUUGGAGCCAUUCCAGCUCUUUUGCCUCCUGGAUCAACCCAGUUACCUGGAAAAGGCGGAUACAACGCCCAGAUGGGUUCAAUUCCACAUGUUGGAGAGCACAAUGAAGCCAUUCUUGCGGAGCUGGGACUAUCAAAUUGA
This is a messenger RNA of Penicillium coprophilum, 1278 nucleotides long. RefSeq names its product CaiB/BaiF CoA transferase family protein. The record is from RefSeq and is a predicted model, not a curated record. The coding region runs from base 1 to 1278 and encodes 425 amino acids. Lineage: Eukaryota; Fungi; Ascomycota; Eurotiomycetes; Eurotiales; Aspergillaceae. Gene Ontology annotation, molecular function: catalytic activity. The transcript has a single exon.